AUGAUCUCUCACGAAUACGCCAACGUCGAGCAAGUCCUUGAGCUAGUGACUGCAGAAAUGGCGGCCAUUAAGAAACCCAAGGUGCUCUUAUUCGACGUUGGGGGGGUUUGUGUCCUCUCUCCCUUCCAGGCCAUUCUGGAGUAUGAGCUUCAAUUGGGAAUUCCCCCAGGUUGGGUGAAUUAUUCCAUCUCCAAGACUUCUCCCAACGGAUUCUGGCACCGGCUAGAGACGGGAAGCAUCCCGAUGGAUGAAGGCUUCUUUGAAGGAUUUAAAGAGGACCUCCAUAACCAGGACCGAUGGGAAUCCUUUUACAAAGCCCAGCAGGCUAAGAACCCCAGCCUGCCCCGAGAGAUCCCUCCUCUGCCAACGGUCGAUGCGGAUUGGUUAUUCCAUGAGAUGAUUUCCAUCUCCAGAACCCCGGACCCAUGGAUGUAUCCCGCCCUCCAAGCACUCAAGCAGAGCGGCGAAUUCAUCGUUGGAGCCCUCAGUAACACCGUGAUUUUCCCACCCACCCACAAAUCGCACGAAUUCUACAACUCGAACCCGGUCGAAGGCGUCUUUGAUUUCUUCAUUUCCUCGGCGCACGUUGGCCUGAGGAAGCCCGAUCGAAGGGUCUACGAGCUCGCACUCCAGACCGCAAACGAGUACGCUGAAAAGUACCGGGGUACUGAGAGGGCGAAGAGGUUGGGCUGGGAAGGUGGCAUUAAGCCAGAUGAUGUGCUAUUCUUUGACGACAUCGGAGAAAAUCUUAGGGGUGCGAGGCAGUUUGGCUUCGGGACGGUGAAGGUUCAUCUCGGUAGGGCGUUCGAGGCCGUUGAGGAACUUGAGAAGGCAACAGGCCUAAAGCUUGCUGGAGACCAUCCCAAGAUACCCGUGAAGCUGAGGACGGAGGUAGCCAAGGCGAAGAUAUAA
Molecule: messenger RNA, 912 nt
Organism: Scedosporium apiospermum
Lineage: Eukaryota; Fungi; Ascomycota; Sordariomycetes; Microascales; Microascaceae
Product: putative Epoxide hydrolase
Exons: 2
Coding region: 1-912 (303 amino acids)
Source: RefSeq, a predicted model, not a curated record